This is a messenger RNA of Lathyrus oleraceus (garden pea), 1699 nucleotides long. RefSeq names its product probable trehalose-phosphate phosphatase F. Bases 180 to 1340 code for a protein of 386 amino acids. Gene Ontology annotation, biological process: trehalose biosynthetic process. The record is from RefSeq and is a predicted model, not a curated record. The transcript is spliced from 12 exons. NCBI's taxonomy places the organism in Eukaryota, Viridiplantae, Streptophyta, Magnoliopsida, Fabales, Fabaceae. Gene Ontology annotation, molecular function: trehalose-phosphatase activity.
AUUUCCUCUUCUUCUUCUUCUCGGUAUUUCAUUUUCUUCUUCUUUUAUUCCUGCAACAAACCGUUCUUAUUUUUUUAUUUCCGAUAUUAACCUUUUCCCUCUUUUGAAGAUUUCUACGAAAUUUUCAACUUGCAUUGUCAACCGAAAAAUUUGAAGAUUGCAAUUAAGAUCUGGAUCCGAUGGAACUGAAGGCAAAUCAUACAUCUCUCCUUGCUGAAACUGCAACGUUAACGAGGACAAGGUCAAGGCUCGGCACGCCUUCGACUCUGUCUUGCUCUCCUACAGGGGGUUCCACUUUUCUCCAUGGUCCGUCCCUAACUAUUCCGAGGAAGAAGAAUGGAGUUCUCGACGAUGUUCGUUCUAAUGGUUGGCUCGACGCAAUGAGAUCAUCUUCUCCUACUCACAAGAAAAUAUCUAUGGAUGUUGGUCACGGUGUCGCGUCUUCGGAAGCCGAUGCUGCUUAUUUAACCUGGCUGCUAGAGUUUCCAUCCGCACUUUCGUCUUUUGAGCAAAUUACUAACUGUGCUAAAGGGAAGAAAAUAGCAUUGUUUCUCGAUUAUGAUGGGACUCUUUCGCCGAUCGUUGACAAUCCAGACCGAGCUUACAUGUCCGAUAAGAUGCGUGCCGCUGUUAAAAGCGUGGCAGAGUAUUUUCCAACCGCAAUAAUUAGUGGAAGAAGUCGUGAAAAGGUACAUGAAUUUGUUGGCUUGACAGAACUCCAUUAUGCUGGUAGUCAUGGAAUGGACAUUAUCGGUCCUCUUAGAGAAUCGGUAUCUGAUAAUCACCCUAAUUGCAUUAGAUCCACUGAUAAGAAAGGUAAGGAAGUUAAUUUAUUCCAACCUGCUGCUGAUUUCCUGCCUAUGAUUGAUGAGGUAAGGAUGUUGCUCGUUGAGUGUAUAAGAGACAUCAAAGGAGCGAAAAUUGAGAAUAAUAAGUUUUGUGUCUCUGUACAUUAUCGUAAUGUGGACGAAGAGAAUUGGGAUUUGGUGGCACAACGUGUUUAUGAUAUUAUGAAAGACUAUCCACAUUUACGAUUAACUCACGGUCGGAAGGUCUUAGAGGUUCGACCGGUGAUUGACUGGGACAAGGGAAAAGCUGUUACGUUUUUGCUAGAGUCACUUGGACUUAACGAUGAUGACGAUGUUCUAGCUAUAUAUAUCGGGGAUGAUCGGACAGAUGAAGAUGCAUUUAAGGUUUUGAGUGAGGUUAACAAAGGUUUCGGAAUCUUAGUUUCUUCUGCGCCUAAAGAAAGCAAUGCGGUUUACUCUCUUUGUGAUCCUUCUGAGGUGAUGGAAUUUCUCAAGUCACUUGUGGCAUGGAAAUCAAACUCUUUAGAAUAAUGUAUAGAGAAGAAUAAGCUCUACACUAUACUAUAUAUUAGUGACAGAUUCUGAUUUUGGGUUUGGUUGAGAACAUUUCAAGGGUUUAUUGGAGCAGAAUUAAGCUCUGAAGAAGUCCUUUCAAGAUAGGGAUAACUUUUUCACUAAGUUUUGUUUUGUCAAAGCUUUUGUGGUAGCUGUAAAUUAAUGGCUCAUAAUUAUAUAUGUGAAGAAGACUUAUUCAAAAUCUGUUUUUUUUUUUCUAUAAAUUAUUAUUUAAUUCAUAUUCUUUAUGAAGAAUUGAAUAUUGGGGAGUUACAUAUGAAAUUGUUGUUUAUAUGUACUUUUGAUGUCAUUAAUAUAUAUUAUAUAUUUUAUAU